Molecule: messenger RNA, 1902 nt
Organism: Aptenodytes forsteri (emperor penguin)
Lineage: Eukaryota; Metazoa; Chordata; Aves; Sphenisciformes; Spheniscidae
Gene: SLC25A19
Product: solute carrier family 25 member 19
Exons: 7
Coding region: 9-977 (322 amino acids)
Biological process (GO): thiamine pyrophosphate transmembrane transport
Cellular component (GO): mitochondrial inner membrane
Molecular function (GO): thiamine transmembrane transporter activity
Source: RefSeq, a predicted model, not a curated record
AGGCAGGCAUGGUCGGCUACGACCCUGAGACCAAGUGCGUCUCCACGGUGGAAGCGGCUGCAGCAGGAUCAGCAUCUGGCUUGGUCACUCGGGUCCUUGUCAGCCCCUUGGAUGUCAUCAAGAUCCGCUUUCAGCUUCAGAUCGAGCAGCUCUCCUCCAGAAACCCAGGGGCUAAGUAUCAUGGCAUCUUGCAAGCUGUACAGUGCAUCUUCCAGGAAGAGGGGUUGGUAGCCUUCUGGAAGGGCCAUGUUCCUGCUCAGUUCCUUUCAGUUGGCUACGGAGCUGUUCAGUUCAUGGCGUUUGAAAGCUUGACAAAACUGGUGCACAACGUCACCUCAUACAAUGCCCGCGAUUCCUUUGUGCACUUCGUCUGCGGUGGACUGACUGCUUGUACAGCCACUGUUGCAGUUCAACCUGUUGACACACUACGCACCCGCUUUGCUGCUCAGGGUGAGCCUAAGGUCUAUCGCAACCUUCGCCAUGCAGUGGUGACUAUGUACCAGACAGAAGGGCCUCGGACUUUCUAUAGAGGUUUGACCCCCACAAUCAUUGCUAUCUUUCCGUAUGCUGGUCUCCAGUUCUCCUCCUACAACAUCCUGCAACAGUUUUCUGAAUGGGUGAUUCCAGCUGAAGGAAAGAAGGGAGGCAACGUUAAAAACCUUGUUUGUGGCAGCUGCGCCGGAAUCAUCAGCAAAACCCUCACUUACCCUUUUGACCUGUUCAAAAAACGACUGCAAGUGGGUGGCUUUGAGCAUGCCCGGGCAGCCUUUGGGCAGGUACGGAUAUAUAGGGGUCUCCUGGACUGUGUAAGACAGAUCAUGCGAGAGGAGGGCCCAGGUGGAUUCUUUAAGGGCCUUUCGCCCAGCUUGCUGAAGGCUGCUGUCUCUACUGGCCUUGUCUUCUUUUGGUAUGAACUGUUCUGCAGCCUCUUGUGUACCCUGAAGAACACCGAUAGCACUAUGAGGAAGGAAUGCUGAAAGGGGCACGUGUAUGGCUACCUGGUGUUCUCCUGGAGGAGGGAAAACUGAUGGCUUUGCUCUGUCAUGAGUAUGUUGGAAAUGUCAGAGCUCCCAGAGCUCCACCAGCCUGUAGGAAAUCACCUCCUAGGACCAAGCAGAAGGAGAAGGCGACUGCAGUUCUGCUGAAGACACUGAACUGCUUUGCUGGAAGCUGUUCAACUGAGCGCUUUUUUACUCUGUCUCCUCUAAUAUCAGCACACGUUUAGUGGGGGGAGAGGGGAACCAAGCAGGCAACUACCUAGCAGAGACUGCUCUGAAAAGGCACCUGAUAAAGUGGGUGAAUUCCUGUGUGUGCCCUGGACCACAGAGGGAUCCUGGCCUAGCUAGUGCUGCUUAACCAACGUAACAUCACUUCCUACCACUGCAUCUGCACAGCUUUAUUUCCUUGCUCUAUGGCCUACUGUUUGCACCAUAAUCUUUCUCCAUGUUGCACAGUGCCUUUUACCAUCAGAAUGUCCAAAAGCACUUUAGCAGGCAAAGCGUUCAAGAUGAGUUGCACUGUGGUUGUUAGGGGAUCCACCAUUGCUCUUAGCUGGUGUCGGAUGGGAGAACAUUGACACACAAGUUCUGUGAUGAAGUUUCCUGCAGCGCGGGCUGGCUCGCCGAGUUUCUAGGACAGUCCUAUUCUCAGGAUGCUCAUCGAGAGCUGCAGAGCAUCAAUUUUUAAAAGAAAUUAAUGUUUUACAGUCGGGCUUGGAAUAGAUUGUAUUUAAUUUGGGUUUAAGUUUCUCUUGUGAUGUAGAACUGUAAUUCUCUGCAGCAUUUUGCUGUGUUGCCUGAGUGGAUCUUUUGCAGCUGCUGUUGUCUGAAAGCAUCCGAGCACAAUGCGCACAACACGUGCCUACCUUUGAGAAAAGGUACAUUAAACAUUUUGUUACGGUCA